This is a messenger RNA of Priapulus caudatus, 1211 nucleotides long. RefSeq names its product monocarboxylate transporter 12-like. NCBI's taxonomy places the organism in Eukaryota, Metazoa, Priapulida, Priapulimorpha, Priapulimorphida, Priapulidae. Gene Ontology annotation, biological process: transmembrane transport; monocarboxylic acid transport. The record is from RefSeq and is a predicted model, not a curated record. The transcript has 3 exons. Gene Ontology annotation, molecular function: monocarboxylic acid transmembrane transporter activity. The annotation marks the transcript as partial.
AUGGUUGGCACAAUCAGUAAAGACAAACCGCCACCAGAUGGAGGAUGGGGCUGGCUGUGUGCCUGCGGAGGGUUCCUCGUACAUUUCAUAUCAGCAGCUCAGCUAAAGGCAUUCGGUGUGUUUCUCCCCGUACUCACAAAAGAAUUCGGCACUAGCAACGCACUGACGGCAUGGACAAACGGAAUCGGAAACGCUGUCUUUUUCAUGUUGACGCCGUUGUCUACGGGUCUGUGUCACAGAUACUCCUACAGGACAGUUGCUAUACCCGGUGCAAUCAUCGCUGGAGUAGGAAUGUCACUAUCCUACUUCGCAACAGGACUGCCGUUACUUUAUCUCACUUAUGGACUAAUGUUCGGACUAGGAUCAGCGUUGAUCAUGAUCCCAUCGCAAUCGUCAGUUGCGGAUCAUUUCGAUAAGAAAAGAUCUGUAGCAAUCGGCAUCGUUCUCCUAGGAACCGGAGUAGGCACACUUGUUUGGCCGAUCCUCAUUGGUUACCUGCUAGAGGAAUUCUUGUACCAAAGAACUUUUCUCAUCUGCGGUGCGAUAACAUUUAAUCUUAUGGUCGCAGGAAGUUUAUUCAGGAAUUUUAAGAAGAGACCUCCGUUGGACUCCACUUUCAAAUCUUCUGACAACAACGUUGAAAUGACCACACCAGCUACAACACCACGCACAUGGUUCGCCAGGAUGCGAGACUCAAUUAAAAAUAGCAAACCCAUAAUAGAUAAACGCAUCUUCACAGAUUCGCGUAUAGUACACUAUUGUUUAACACUAUUUUUCGUACAAGUCGCGUACAUCUCCGUUUUUGUUCUGCUGCCCACGCGGGGUCAGGAACUAGCAGACAGUGAUGACUUCAGUGGCGCUACUCUGGUGUCAGUCAUUGGUCUUUCUGAGACCAUCUCCCGACUUCCAUGGUGCGCCAUGUGGGACAUCAGCUUCUUGCGCAAACCCACUCGCAGGCUGGCGGGUCUAACAAUAUUUGUAUUUUUUAUCGGAGUGCUUGUAAUAAUCAACCCAUUGAUGCAUAGUAUGGAGCUGCUAGUUGUAAACAGCGCCAUCUUGGGAGUAGCUACCGGGGGCUACGUACCCACGUCAUUUAUUGUACUCGUCGACCUGUCUGGUGUGGACCUCUACAAAGACGCUUUAGCCGCAAGGCUCUGGUUUGCUGGACUUGCAUCCCUCCUUGGUCCAGCAUUUUUAGGUAUGUUCCCGAC